This is a messenger RNA of Poecile atricapillus (Black-capped chickadee), 2077 nucleotides long. RefSeq names its product adaptor related protein complex 4 subunit mu 1 (gene AP4M1). The record is from RefSeq and is a predicted model, not a curated record. The transcript has 17 exons. Gene Ontology annotation, biological process: protein targeting; Golgi to lysosome transport. Bases 121 to 1461 code for a protein of 446 amino acids. Gene Ontology annotation, cellular component: trans-Golgi network; cytoplasmic vesicle; clathrin adaptor complex. Lineage: Eukaryota; Metazoa; Chordata; Aves; Passeriformes; Paridae.
CACGCCCAUCGUGGGCGGGGCCAAGCGCGCGGCGGCGGCGGGAACGGGCCCGGAGGUUCCGGGGGUCGCGGGAGGCGCUUGGCCACGCCCCCUCUUAAAGGGGCAGCGCCGCUUUUUGGGAUGCUUUCGCAGCUCUUCAUCCUCAGCUCCAAGGGGGAUCCCCUGAUCCACAGGGAUUUCCGCGGGGACCCCCCCCGGAGCCCCCGUGACGUCACCGACCUCUUCUACCGGGGGGUGGGGGCGGCGCGGGGGGAGCGGAGCCCGGUGUUCACGACCCUCGGGGGGCUCCACUUUGCCCACGUCAGGCACGGGGGGCUCUUCUUUGGGGCCACCACCGAGGGCGACGCCUCCCCCUUCACCCUCAUCGAGUUCCUCAACAGGUUGGUGACGCUGCUCCGGGAUUUCUGCGGCCCCCUGAGCGAGAAAAGCCUGGGAAUGAACCUGGGACUGGUGGGGGAGCUGCUGGAGGAACUGGUGGAUUUUGGCCACAUCCAAACCACGAGCCCGGAGAUCCUGCGGAGCCUGGUGCAGUCGGAGCCCGAGAGCCCCAAACCCUUCAGCCUCCUCGACCUGGGAUCCGUGGGGCUGUUCGGGGCGGAGACGCAGCAGAGCCGGGUGGUGCCGGGGGCAGCGGCCACCAGACCCCUCCCCCCGCCCCGGGGGGACCAGCCCCUCAAACCUGAAGUUUUCGUCGACGUCCUCGAGCGCCUCUCGGUCGUCAUCGCCGCCAACGGAACCCCCCUGAAGGUGGAUGUGCAGGGAGAGAUUCGCCUCAAGUGUUACCUCCCCCCCUGCGUGGAGCUCCUGAUCGGCCUCACGGAGGAAUUUUGCGUGGGAAAAUCGGAAUUGAGGGGGUACGGGACGCCGGUGCGGGUGGACGAGUGCUCCUUCCACAGCUCCAUCAAACUGGACGAGUUCGGCUCCGCGAGGGUCCUCAGGGUCUCCCCCAGCCAGGGAGAGAUGACGCUGAUGCAGUACCAGGUCCAGGAUGAAAUUCCAGCCCCGCUCCCGUUCCGGCUUUUCCCGACCGUGGAAGAGGAGCCCGGGGGAAGGAUCCGGAUUUAUUUGAAGCUUCGCUGUGACCUCCCCCCCAAGAGCCACGCCAUCAACGUCCGGCUGCAGCUCCCGGUGCCCAAAGGCGUCUCCAGCCUGUGGCAGGAGCUGAGCAGCCCCGACCAAGCGGCCGAGCUGGAUUUGCCUUCCCGGAGCAUCCGCUGGGAAAUUCCCAAAAUCCAGGGAGGAUCCCAACUCUCCGCCCUCUUCAAGCUGGAUCCGGCUCCGCUGUCCCGUUCGUGGCGCCUGGAGCUGGGUCCUGCCCACGGCUCCUUCGCGGUUCCGGCGCUGUCGAGUUCGGGGCUGCGGCUCCGAUUCCUUCGGAUCCGCGGAGCCCCCGGAGCCGCCCCCGCCCCGCGCUGGGUCCGGUACCUCACCCACAGCGACUCCUACGUCAUGAGGAUCUGAAAUAUCCCGGGGAAAAAUCCGGGAAAAAUCCGGGAAAAAAUCCAGGAAAAAAUCCCGGAAAUAAAGCUGGGAACAGCCACAGCGACUCCUACGUCAUGAGACUGUGAGAAAUCCCGGGAAAAUCCUGGGAAAAAUCCUGGAAAAAUCCCGGGAAAAUUCUGGGAAAAUCUGGGAAAAAAUCCGGGAAAAAACGGGGAAAAUAUUCCUGAAAUAAAGGUGGGAACAGAGCGGUGCCUCACCCACAGCGACUCCUACGUCAUGAGACUGUGAGAAAUCCUGGGAAAAUCCUGGAAAAAUCCUGGAAAAAUCCCGGGAAAAUUCCAGGAAAAAUCCUGGAAAAAUCCGGGAAAAUCCUGGGAAAUAUCCAGGAAAAAUCUGGGAAAAUAUUCCUGAAAUAAAGCUGGGAACAGAGCGGUGCCUCACCCACAGCGACUCCUACGUCAUGAGACUGUGAGAAAUCCCGGGAAAAUCCUGGGAAAAUCCUGGAAAAAUCCCGGGAAAAUCUGGGAAAUAUCCAGGAAAAAUCCGGGAAAAAUCCGGGAAAAAAUCCCAGAAAAUUCCUGGAAAAAUCCAAGAAAUAAUGGGGAAAAUAUUCCUGAAAUAAAGCUGGGAACAG